This is a messenger RNA of Cyclocybe aegerita, 1203 nucleotides long. The record is from the annotation of a GenBank genome assembly. NCBI's taxonomy places the organism in Eukaryota, Fungi, Basidiomycota, Agaricomycetes, Agaricales, Hemipholiotaceae.
AUGUCUCGACCACGUUCACGUACUAUCUCAAUAGCUGCUCCGCUCUCGACAUUGCGUCCUGCCAACAUUCCACAAGUUGCCUACAAUUCACCUGCUGAGCAGUCGGCCGUUUCUUCCAACAGUGGCGUAGAGUUAGGAGGAGCUCGUACUAUGACGGGAAUUUCACCUGAAACGACUGGUCGUCAACAGUCCGGAGGUUCUUCUCGACGAGUCCAUUAUGCCAGUCCUUCUCAAGGUAGUGGCCACUCGCAGGCAGCCUCGCAGAACGACCCUCUCCUCAUCACGCGAGGGCUUGCCAGAGGCAAAGUCCCCGCGCCGUCUGAACCCGAUCCAUUUCACGCAGACAAGAACCACGUUUCGCAGUCUGACAAAUCUCGCAAGAGCCACCCCUAUGUCCAGACUUCGCCACUCGGGAACAAAGCUUUGAACACCCGACGCAGGAGCAGUGGCUCGUCUCGUUCUCGUGCUGCCUCCUCUGCAACUCGCGUCCCCAGCCCCACUUUGUCGGAGGGUAGCACCAAGUGCUCCGCUGAUGCUGACUUGGAAAGUAUCCCUAGCGAGGCGACUCGGCUUCGCGUCGUUGAGAAUCUGAAACAGUACCACUACCAGGGCGCUGAGGGCAUGGCGUUGGGCCUUUUCGACCGUGGCACGAACACGAUUCCAGAAGUGAUGGAGACCUCGGAUGUGCUCUUCAGAGUCCUGAAGUAUCUGAGGAAUGCAAGCAUUCCAUCCACAUAUCGUGAUGCGAAGACCACGACGAAUCUCGUGGCUCUGCUCCGCUUCUCCCAAUUCUGGAAGAAGGACGGACUCUGGAUUGACGAAGCCAAGUUGAUCGGCUCCACGGACUUUGACGUUUACAAAGGCGCCUCACUCGCCGUGCUCAUGGCUCGCCUCUUCGUCGGACGGGUACUCACAGCGUCUGACGUCUUCUACUGCCUCGAUCUCCUGCUCAGCCACGAGCCGCACCACAACCGUCUCUGCGCGAUGCAUGUCAUGGUCUCCCAUCUCAACUAUCGUAUCGGCAAGAAGAAAUACUGGGAAAACUUCCAGCUCUUCGCUACGAGGCUCUCGGCGGUGAUCAACGAAUGGGGAGCGAGCAGCGAAGAUCGUUUUUUGGUUGAGGACACCAUUGGACGUCUCAAACACAUGCAUGAAAUGGCGGAGAUUAAGAAGAGCCUCAAGGGCGUCUCGUACGCCCAGUGA